Molecule: messenger RNA, 3960 nt
Organism: Xyrauchen texanus (razorback sucker)
Lineage: Eukaryota; Metazoa; Chordata; Actinopteri; Cypriniformes; Catostomidae
Product: NACHT, LRR and PYD domains-containing protein 3-like
Exons: 12
Coding region: 175-3840 (1221 amino acids)
Molecular function (GO): protein binding
Source: RefSeq, a predicted model, not a curated record
GUAGAAAAUUAGACGACGAGAGAAACAGAGAAAGUUUGACAGUUUUUGUUCCACUGAAUCGUCUGAAACAAUCAAUAAAUUCAUUGUGAAGUAUUUUGUAGGUGAUAUUCUAGUCAGUAAAGAGGAACAUCAACAGUUCUUGACAGGUGUUCAGUGGACUGUUCAGAUGAUGUCAUGGACUCCACAAAGGAUCUCAGUGGACAGACAGACACAGGGAAGGUCAAGAGUGUCAUUCAUGGAGAAUCUCCUGAAUCCAGCUGUGUGUCCAUGAAGAGUGACCAGUCAAUUCAUCAUCCAAUUUACUUCAGUUCAGGAGAGUCUUUGAUCAACUACAGAAACAAACAGGAUGCAUCAGAGUCAACUGCUGGGAAAGUGCCAUUGGACUCCUUUUUUGAGGAACUUGAGCACAAAAUCAUCUCUCUGAUGAAGAAAGAGCUGAAGAGUUUCAAGAGACUACUGAUCUCAGAUUCCCCAGCAUGCUCUGAGAGAGAGGAGGAGGAUGAUGAAGGUCAGAGCAGAGUCAGAGAGGGGUUUCUGAAGAUCACACUGCACGUCCUGAAGAAGAUGAAGCAGACAGACCUCGCUAACACACUUCAAACCAAACUGAUUUCUGUGCAUCAACAAAAACUCAAAACAAAACUAAAAGAGAAAUUCCAGAGAAUUACUGAAGGAAUGUCAAAUCAAAGCAGCUCAACACUUGUGAAUGAGAUCUACACAGAGCUGUACAUCACAGAGGGAGGGAGUGCAGAGAUCAAUAAUGAACAUGAGGUGAGACAGAUUGAGACAGCAUCCAGGAGAGCAGAGACACAGGAAACACCAAUCAAAUGCAAUGACAUCUUUAAAGCCUUACCUGGUCAAGACAAAGCCAUCAGAACUGUGCUGACUAAAGGAGUUGCUGGAAUUGGGAAAACUGUCUCUGUGCAGAAGUUCAUUGUGGACUGGACUGAAGGAAAAGCAAAUCAGGAUGUUCACUUCAUAUUUCCACUUCCUUUCAGAGAGCUCAAUCUGAUGAAGCACAAACAUAUCAGUCUGAUGAAUCUUCUUCAUCAGUUUUUCACAGAUACAAAAGAACUGAGAUCAACAUUCCUUGAUGACUACAAAGUCAUUUUCAUUUUUGAUGGUCUGGAUGAGUGUCGACUUCCUCUAGAUUUCCAGAACAAUUAUAUUUUGUGUGAUGUGACAGAAUCGGCCUCAGUGGAUGUGCUGCUGACCAACCUCAUCAAGGGGAAUCUGCUUCCUUCUGCUCUGCUCUGGAUCACCUCUCGACCAGCAGCAGCCAAUCAGAUUCCUCCUGAGUGUGUUGACCAGCUCACAGAUGUACAAGGCUUCAAUGACCUUCAGAAGGACGAGUAUUUCAGGAAGAGAAUAAAAGAUGAGCGUCUGGCCAACAGAAUCAUCACACACAUGAAAUCAUCAAGAAGCAUGUACAUCAUGUGUCACAUACCAGUCUUCUGUUGGAUUUCAGCCACUGUUCUCCAGAGACUGUUGAGUGAAGCAGAGAGUGCAGAGAUCCCCAAGACUCUCACUCAAAUGUUCACACACUUCCUGAUCUUUCAGAGCAAACCGAAGGGCCAGAAGUAUGAUGGGAAAUGUGAGGUGGAUCUUCAGCAGGCUAGAAAGAGGAUUCUGUCUCUGGGAAAACUGGCUUUUCAACAGCUGGAAAAAGGGAACCUGAUCUUCUAUGAGGAGGACCUGAGAGAGUGUGGCAUUGAUGUCAGAGAAGCGUCAGUGUACUCGGGAGUUUGUACCCAGAUCUUCAGAGAGGAGUUUGGACUGCACCUGGGGAAGGUGUUCAGCUUUGUGCAUCUGAGCGUUCAGGAGUUUCUCGCUGCUUUAUAUGCUUUUCUUUCCUUUUAUCAACAGAAAUCAGGUCUCUUCAGUAAGUUUAGGUCAUCUAUGAGUGAUUUCCUGAAGAGUGAAGUGGACAAGGUCUUACAGAGUGAGAACGGACACCUGGACCUUUUCAUUAGAUUCCUUCUGGGUCUGUCACUGAAGUCCAAUCAGACUAUCUUAAGAGACCUACUGACACAGACAGGAAGCAGCUCUGACAGCAAACAGGAAAUAGUUGAGUACAUUAAGAUGAAGAUCAGGGAGAAUCCCUCUCCAGAGAAAUCCAUCAAUCUGUUCCACUGUCUGAAUGAACUCAAUGAUCAUUCUCUAGUGCAGGAAGUACAAACAUAUGUGAACAGAAGAGAUAUCAAUUGUCUCUCUGGAGUCCGUCUCUCUCCUGCUCAGUGGUCAGCUCUGGUGUUUGUGUUGCUGAACUCAGAAGAGGAGCUGGAUCAGUUUAAUCUUAGGAAAUAUGAUCCAUCACAUGAAUGUCUUCUGAGGCUGCUGCCGGUGAUCAAAGCAUCCAGAAAAGCUGAUUUGAUGGGCUGCAAUCUGACAGAGAAAAGUUGUUCAGCACUGGCCUCAGUUCUCAGCUCAAACUCCUCAAGUCUGAGAGAGCUGGAUCUGAGUAAUAAUGUCCUGCAGGAUUCAGGAGUGAAGCUACUCUCAGAUGCACUGAAGAGUCCUCACUGUACACUGGAAAUACUGAGAUUUGCAGCUUGUAGAUUCACUGGUCAGUGCUGUGAAAGUUUGUCUUCAUUUCUACAAUCAUCAAAAUCCCUGAGAGAGCUGGACCUGAGUAACAAUGACCUGCAGGAUUCAGGAGUGAAGCUGCUCUCUGAUGCACUGAGGAGUCCUCAAUGUACACUGGAAAUACUGAGAUUUGCAGCUUGUAGAUUCACUGGUCAGUGCUGUGAAAGUUUGUCUUCAUUUCUACAAUCAUCAAAAUCCCUGAGAGAGCUGGACCUGAGUAACAAUGACCUGCAGGAUUCAGGAGUGAAGCUGCUCUCUGAUGCACUGAGGAGUCCUCAAUGUACACUGGAAAUACUGAGAUUUGCAGCUUGUAGAUUCACUGGUCAGUGCUGUGAAAGUUUGUCUUCAUUUCUACAAUCAUCAAAAUCCAUGAGAGAGCUGGACCUGAGCAACAAUGACCUGCAGGAUUCAGGAGUGAAGCUGCUCUCUGAUGCACUGAAGAAUCCUCACUGUAUACUGGAAAUACUGAGAUUAUCUGGCUGUAUGGUGACAGAGGAAGGCUAUUGUUCUGUGGCAUCAGCUCUGAGAUCAAAUCUCUCACGCCUGAAAGAGCUGGAUCUGAGCUACAAUCACCCAGGAGAAUCAGGAGUCAAGCUGCUCUCUGAAAGACUCAACGAUCCAAACUGCACACUGGACAAACUUAAUGUGGAUCAUGGAGGAGAGUUCAGGAUUACAGCUGGACCACGCAAAUAUGUCUGUGAUCUCACACUGGAUUCAAACACAGUACACACUGAACUCAUUCUGUCUGAGGGGAACAGGAAGGUGACACGUGUGAGAAAACGUCAGUCAUAUCCUGAUCAUCCAGAGAGAUUUGAUGUGCAUCGUCAGGUUCUGUGUAGAGAGAGUCUGACUGGACGCUGUUACUGGGAGACUCAAUGGAGUGGAGGGGGUGCUGGUAUAUCAGUGUCAUAUAAAGAAAUCAGCAGGAAAGGAUGGAGUGAUGACUGUGAGUUUGGACUCAAUGUAAACUCCUGGAGUCUGUGGUGCUUUAAUGACAGAUUCACUGUCUGGCACAAUAAUAACAGCACUGACAUACGUCCCCCUUCACACGACUGUAAGAGAGUAGGAGUGUAUGUGGACUGUCCGGCCGGCACUCUGUCCUUCUACAGCGUCUCUGACACACACACACUCACACACUUACACACACUCAUCACCACAUUCACUCGACCCCUCUAUGCUGGAUUUACAAUUUAUUCUGAUUCCUCAGUGUGUGUGUGUGAAAUUGAUCAUCAGAGACACACACACACAACUGGAUGAGUGAAAUAUACUCACUGUAUCUCACAUCAACACAACUCCAAACUCUUUCUAGAAAUCAUUUCAUCAAUUAAACUGAUUGAAUUCAAUACAAUGACAGUACUUUGUGACUGUUAUUUACUA